AUGAAGAUAUCAUCAGUAGGUUGGGUCUUUGUCCUUAUCUUCAUCUCUAUUACCAUUGUUUCGAGUCAACCACCUAAACCUAAGCCUGCACCAACACCAGCACCUGCACCUCCUAAACCUAAGCCUGCACCGGCACCAGCACCAGCACCUAAACCUCCUAAACCUAAGCCUGAACCAGCACCAGCACCUAAACCUAAGCCUGCACCAGCGCCAGCACCUAAACCUCCUAAACCUAAGCCUGCACCAGCACCUAAACCUAAACCUGCACCAGGACCAGCACCAGGUGGAGAAGUUGAGGACGAAACGGAGUUUAGCUACGAGAAGAAAGGAAAGAAGGGGCCAGCGAAAUGGGGAACACUAAAGGAAGAGUGGAAAAUGUGUGGAAAAGGCAAAAUGCAAUCUCCGAUUGAUCUUAGGGACAAAAAUGUCGUCGUUACUCAUAGACUUGGAUCUCUUCGUAGCCAGUAUCUGCCUUCUAACACCACCAUUAAGAACAGAGGUCAUGAUAUCAUGCUAAAGUUUAAAGGAGGAAACAAAGGUAUAGGCGUCACUGUCAAUGGCACUAGAUAUAAACUUCAACAGCUUCAUUGGCAUUCUCCUUCCGAACAUACAAUCAAUGGCAAAAGGUAUGCGCUUGAGAAACACUUGGUGCACGAGAGCGAAGAUGAACGCUACGCUGUUGUUGCUUUCUUAUACAACAUAGGAGCAUCUGACCCUUUUCUCCUUUCGUUGGACAAACAGUUGAAGAAGAUAACUGAUACACAUGAGGCCGAGGAACAUGUCGGAAUCACUGAUACUAAAAAAUUCAGUUUUGAAACAAAACAUUAUUAUAGAUAUGUCGGAUCACUUACAGCUCCUCCCUGUUCUGAAAAUGUUAUUUGGUCCGUUGCCAAAGUGAUUCGCACUGUGACAAAAAAACAAGUGAAACUUCUCCGUGUAGCUGUACACGAUGCUUCAGAUUCAAAUGCGAGGCCGCUUCAACCAAUCAAUAAGCGUGUGGUGCACUUAUACAAACCAAAAGCUAAGCUAAUGAAGAAAUACAGUAAUACAACUUAUUACUAGCUAAUCUUUAAUUCUUUGUAUAUGUACAUUAAUUAUAAAUGGUAUGUAGACCAAAAUAAUUAUAAAUUCAGAUCUUUUGUUUUGCAUGUGGCACUAGUUAUAAAAACUUCG
Messenger RNA from Capsella rubella, 1173 nucleotides. Its product is annotated as alpha carbonic anhydrase 8. The transcript has 7 exons. The record is from RefSeq and is a predicted model, not a curated record. The coding region runs from base 1 to 1062 and encodes 353 amino acids. Gene Ontology annotation, molecular function: carbonate dehydratase activity; zinc ion binding. NCBI's taxonomy places the organism in Eukaryota, Viridiplantae, Streptophyta, Magnoliopsida, Brassicales, Brassicaceae.